Symbiodinium pilosum is the source of this 591-nucleotide messenger RNA. The record is from the annotation of a GenBank genome assembly. Lineage: Eukaryota; Dinophyceae; Suessiales; Symbiodiniaceae.
AUGAUCGGUGUGGUGGACUCUUGGGAGGAGCUUUGCCCCAAGAAGAAGGGCAAGCGCCCCAAGAAGGAGAAGAAGGAGAAGCCGGUGAUCCACCAAGCAUCUGCGCAGCGGCAGCGCAAGAAGCCACUGCAGGCCUCCGAGGCCGAGGCGGAGGCUCCCCUCCACGAGGAUCGCGAGGCUCCCCUCAUUCCGCAGGCCGAGCCUGAAGUCGAACCCGACGCCGGCGCUAGCGAAGCCCGGCUCCCGGCUAGGGAUUGGGAGCCUCCGCCCUCGGUGGUGGAGCUCCUGGAUCACUUCGACGUCCUCCAGGAUGGUGCUGGGCAUGUCAUCUGGGAAGUUAUUGAAGAGCCAUGCAUUGAAGCGGCUCAGCUUCCAAAGGCAACUGACUGGACGGUGCAAGAAAGUUGGGAGGACAUGUGUGACUCCGACGCUGGUAGCACUGCAGACGAGCCUGGCGGACGUUUAGAGUCUUUGCCAUCAACGACACAGUCAUCGCCCGCAUAUGGGCACAUCCCAGAACCGAAGGCUUGCAUCGCACCUCCAUGGCUCCUGAGCACGAGCUCCCGCCGACGCCAGCAGCUGCAUAAAUAG